Molecule: messenger RNA, 1014 nt
Organism: Pantherophis guttatus
Lineage: Eukaryota; Metazoa; Chordata; Lepidosauria; Squamata; Colubridae
Gene: TMEM42
Product: transmembrane protein 42
Source: RefSeq, a predicted model, not a curated record
GCGAGCGCCGUCUUUUCGAAAGACUCGCGAAAGCGAAUCGCUAGGCCUAUGCCGCUGGUGUUGGGGACUACAUGCGCUAUAGGCGCUGGCCUGCUGGGGACGCUGGCUGCUUCCUCAGCCAAGCUGGCUUUGGACGAUGAUUACUUGAGGGCUACUUGCCAAGCCGUCCUCGGAGAAGAAGAGAUCACCGGGGAAGCCUGUAUCUGGGUAUCCAUAAUACUUCGAAUAGUUUGUGGUGGUCUAGUAUUUGUGUGCAAUGCCAUAAUGUGGACUUCCUUUGCUAAAGCUUUAAGAUAUUCCUCCUCCUCAGCUACAGUAACUGUAACAACAACAACAUCCAACUUCAUCUUUUCAGCCUUUUUAGGAAGGUUGUUGUUUGGAGAAAUAGAUGACCUGUUAUGGUGGACUGGAAUAUCCAUUUCUCUCCUUGGACUUCUGUUACUUCACACCACACCAUCUCUACUAGAACAGCAAAUCUGUCUGAAGAAGAAAAAGAAAUAGAAUGCAAUAGGCUUUUAAUACAUAAUACAGGAAAGGAAUAAACAAAUAAAACAGAAGUCCAGGUUUGGUGGAAAUACAGAAUUGCCAUGAUGUUCUUAUAGUAGAUAUUGUUGUGCUGGAUAUCAAAAUACUUUAAUCACACUGAACUCCUGCAAAAAGGACCAUAAACAGAAUUUUGGAAAAAAGGACAGCCAUCAAUUAUCCGUGACAUUUGAGGAUAUUUGGUGAAUAAUUAUCACACAAUUUACCAUGACCAAUUGGAAUAAAAGAUCUUUCACAAUUCUUAAGAACGAUAUGGUACUAAAUGCAAUAGGUUUCCCUUUUUCUAUGUUAAGCUGAAUAAUCACAAAGAGAGAGUAAGAAAUAAAUUGAUUUAUUCUUUUCAUAUUACAAAAUUGUACAUUGUAUGCUGAUGGUGUUGACAGUGUGGUAUCUAUGAUAAUGCAGAUUACCAAAAUAUAUAUCAAAUACAAAAUUUAAAAAUAUAUCAAUAAAAAUAUAAAUAUGAUGACA